Molecule: messenger RNA, 228 nt
Organism: Microthlaspi erraticum
Lineage: Eukaryota; Viridiplantae; Streptophyta; Magnoliopsida; Brassicales; Brassicaceae
Source: the annotation of a GenBank genome assembly
AUGCACUUUGUUUUCAUUGGGUUUCAGGCUGCAGAAGCACUGUUGAAAGCCAUUGGAACUCGUUGGAAGCUACCAUGGACUGCAGAGACCAUUGUGAAGAGGAUGUUGCCGUUGGUGUUCCUGGGAGUGGUUUUGGGUCUGAUAUUCGCAAGGUCAAGGAACUUGUUACCUUCGAUGCUGUUGCAUAGCUUGUGGAAUGGCUUUGUGCUCAUGGGGUUGAUGCGAUGA